UCACCUUCUCAUCACUCCCCCUCUUAAAAAGUCUGCAGAUAUGGCCGUUACUUUCUCCGAUCUGCACACUGAGACCGGCGUCAAAUCCCUCGAAUCUUUCCUCUCCGGGAAGACCUACAUCUCCGGGAAUCAAAUUACAAAGGAUGAUGUGAAGGUUUACGCAGCUCUUUUGGAGAAACCAAGUGCUGAUCUCUAUCCCUCUGCCAGCAAGUGGUACGACUGCGUUGCUUCGACAAUUGCAUCAAGCUUCCCUGGUAAAGCUGUUGGGGUGAGCAUUUCUUCCCAAGCUCCAUCAGCAGAAGCCGCUCCUGUCAAGGAAGCUGCCAAGGAAGCUGCUGCUGACGAUGAUGACGAUCUUGAUCUUUUUGGUGAUGAGACAGAGGAGGAGAAGAAGGCUGCUGAAGCACGGGAUCAAGCAAAAGCAUCAACAAAGAAGAAAGAGAGUGGUAAAUCAUCGGUUCUUAUGGAUGUAAAGCCAUGGGAUGAUGAGACAGACAUGAAGAAGCUGGAGGAGGCUGUCCGCAGUGUCGAACUGCCAGGGCUUUUGUGGGGUGCAUCAAAACUUGUCCCAGUUGGUUACGGGAUCAAGAAAUUGACGAUCAUGAUGACGAUAGUGGAUGAUCUUGUUUCCGUGGAUACCCUCAUAGAGGAGCGCCUUACAGUCGAGCCCAUUAACGAGUAUGUGCAAAGCUGUGAUAUUGUCGCCUUCAACAAAAUCUAAAAACUCCGACCCCUUUUCGGUUUAUAUCCAGGUCCAUCUUUGUUUAAAUCAGCAAUUUUGCUUGGAUUACUUUGUUUUGGCUUUGUUUCGGCUUUGUUUCUAAUGUAUUUUACAUUUUAGAGUAAGCAUGGAUUCAUCAAUUAUAUCUGUUUCAUCUUUGUUAGCUUUUGAGUUAUUGAAUUGGAUGCUUCAAUUUGGUGCAA
Messenger RNA from Cynara cardunculus var. scolymus (artichoke), 924 nucleotides. RefSeq names its product elongation factor 1-beta 2-like. The transcript is spliced from 6 exons. Gene Ontology annotation, biological process: translational elongation. NCBI's taxonomy places the organism in Eukaryota, Viridiplantae, Streptophyta, Magnoliopsida, Asterales, Asteraceae. Bases 41 to 721 code for a protein of 226 amino acids. Gene Ontology annotation, cellular component: cytosol; eukaryotic translation elongation factor 1 complex. Gene Ontology annotation, molecular function: guanyl-nucleotide exchange factor activity; translation elongation factor activity. The record is from RefSeq and is a predicted model, not a curated record.